Melopsittacus undulatus (budgerigar) is the source of this 1493-nucleotide messenger RNA. RefSeq names its product argininosuccinate synthase 1 (gene ASS1). Gene Ontology annotation, cellular component: cytoplasm. Bases 19 to 1323 code for a protein of 434 amino acids. The record is from RefSeq and is a predicted model, not a curated record. Gene Ontology annotation, molecular function: argininosuccinate synthase activity; ATP binding. NCBI's taxonomy places the organism in Eukaryota, Metazoa, Chordata, Aves, Psittaciformes, Psittaculidae. Gene Ontology annotation, biological process: urea cycle; L-arginine biosynthetic process. The transcript has 15 exons.
UAAGGGAGGAGGAGGAGGAUGCUGCAGGCACCGGACCGGAGCGACCAGGGCAGCCGGGCCCGGAGCGGCGCCAUGGCUCAGACCAAGGGCACUGUGGUGCUUGCCUACAGUGGAGGCCUCGACACCUCGUGCAUCCUGGUGUGGCUGAAGGAGCAGGGCUAUGGUGUCAUUGCCUACCUGGCCAACAUUGGGCAGAAGGAAGAUUUUGAGGCAGCACGCAAGAAAGCUCUGGCACUGGGGGCUAAAAAGGUUUACAUCGAGGAUGUCAGUAAGGAGUUCGUGGAGCAGUUCAUCUGGCCUGCGGUGCAGGCCAAUGCUCUCUAUGAGGACCGGUACCUGCUGGGCACUGCGCUGGCUCGGCCCUGCAUUGCCCGCGGGCUGGUGGAGGUGGCCCAGCGGGAGGGAGCCCAGCACGUCGCCCAUGGGGCCACCGGCAAGGGCAAUGACCAGGUUCGGUUCGAGCUCACCUGCUACGCUCUCUGUCCUAAGAUCAAGGUCAUCGCACCAUGGAGGAUGCCUGAGUUUUACCAGCGCUUCCCUGGGCGCCGCGAGCUGAUGGACUAUGCCAAGAAACACGGGAUCCCGGUGCCCGUGACACCCCAGACACCCUGGAGCAUGGAUGAAAACCUCAUGCACAUCAGCUACGAAGCCGGGAUCCUGGAGAACCCCAAGAAUCAGGCUCCCCCUGGGCUCUACAAGAAGACCCGUGAUCCGGCCACCUCUCCCGACACCCCGGAUGUGCUGGAGAUCGAGUUUGAGCGGGGUGUCCCUGUGAAGGUCACCAAUGUUGGGGAUGGAGCCACUCGUUGCACAGCACUGGAGCUCUUCGUGUACCUGAAUGACAUCGCGGGCAAGCAUGGAGUCGGGCGCAUCGACAUCGUGGAGAACCGCUUCGUUGGGAUGAAGUCCAGAGGUAUCUAUGAGACCCCAGCGGGAACGAUCCUACACCACGCGCAUUUAGAUAUCGAGGCCUUCACCAUGGACCGGGAAGUACGGAAAAUCAAGCAGGGACUCGCCUUGAAAUUCGCCGAGCUGGUUUACAAUGGCUUCUGGCACAGCCCCGAGUGUGAGUUCCUCCGGGAGUGCAUUGGGCGCUCGCAGGAGGCUGUGGUGGGCACUGUGCGUCUCUCUGUGUUCAAGGGGCAGGUCUACAUCCUGGGCAGGGAGUCCCCGCGCUCCCUGUACAACGAGGAGCUGGUGAGCAUGAAUGUGCAAGGGGACUACGAACCUGCUGAUGCCACCGGCUUCAUCAACAUCAACUCACUGAGGCUGAAGGAAUAUCAUCGUCUCCAGAGCAAGGUCACCGUACAGCAGGAUGAAUAGCAAUCAAUCGCGCUGGAGCCUUCCCUACUCCCCCCUUUUCUGAUUCCCCUUCAGAACUAGCGCUAAUUGUGGUGGUAAUUUGGGAUUGUAACUUGUCCUCCCGGAGGUGAUGGCUUUGUUACGGGGCAGCAAGUGAAAUGCAAUCAUUAAAUAAAGGUGGUUGGCCGGAG